Molecule: messenger RNA, 5865 nt
Organism: Anopheles stephensi (Asian malaria mosquito)
Lineage: Eukaryota; Metazoa; Arthropoda; Insecta; Diptera; Culicidae
Gene: Pde11
Product: dual 3',5'-cyclic-AMP and -GMP phosphodiesterase 11
Exons: 16
Coding region: 1107-4430 (1107 amino acids)
Biological process (GO): signal transduction
Molecular function (GO): 3',5'-cyclic-AMP phosphodiesterase activity; protein binding; 3',5'-cyclic-GMP phosphodiesterase activity
Source: RefSeq, a predicted model, not a curated record
CUUUUUUUGUGUGUGCUGUGGGGUGGCUCACGCAGUUGUGCACGCUCUUGGAAGGGAUCUUUUCUUCACGAACAACGCACGAUCGACGUGCGUGCGAUCAAUUCUCGUCAGCUAGUGCCGUUCAUUAGGUGUGUUUUGGUUCGUAUCGAGUGUCGCAAGUGUUAAGAUAAAGCUUUUACACAACACUGCACAACACAGCUCGAAAAUGACAGUCCGGAAGUGGUUGUGUUUUUAGUGACCGAUCGCGAUGGAAAUGGAAUGAACAAAAAGGUGGCAUUCGAUUGGAACAUGCGUGCGUAAUGCGCUGCGGUGAAAAGUGUGGAAACCAGCUAAGAAUAUACACCGUGCAGCAGGGAGAGGACCGUGCGAGAUGUGUCGAGCUAUAAACAAAUAAUCUUCCUCUAUGCUUCGUAGCAAAGUAGGCUAUGGGAGGAAGGUGCGCGUACGUGCGUGUCUGGUGCUGAAACCGUGUCGAUCGUGUUGGGUGCUGCUGGCGCAGGAAAAGAAUUUCCCCACUCGGUGCCGAUCCUUCCUUGCACAAUAGCAGCGAAAAAAAGAAUAAUAAACCAAACCCUUCCGUCAGCACGCAGUCUCCCAUGCGUAAGGGGCAUUGAGUAUCUCUGUAGAUUGCGCUUACCGUCGAACAAGACAUCGAUCGAUUGAAUUCCUCCACCUUUCUUGGCCCGGUGCUUACGCGAAUGAAGAAAGUGAAAAUGUCAUUUUAGUGCCUAAAACAAGCCGCUUAAAGUACGCCGAAGUUGAUCCGCAGUGUUUCGGGAUAGUCUUGCAGAAACAAUAGCUUUUUUCUUAACAUACCCCUUUUCUUUGACCAUUUCUUACGAACAGUGACGCAAAGUGUGACGACGUUAAGCGUUUUUGUGUAUCUUUUUAAUCUCAUUUGUUGUGUUGCGAGUGUCUGUUUGGGUUUCCGGUUAUCUAAUUUCUUUCGAAAAACACCACCAGCAACAGCAGCAGCGCAUGUAACAUGAAUUUUCUACAAGAUAGUCACACUGGCCACCCCGGGUGAUACGGUGCCGCCCGUCUUGUGGCGUUCGCGACGAAAAGCCGGACUGCACUUGCGCAGCAUAGAGGAGCCCCAGAGCAGAAUGCCCACCGAGCAGGGGGGCACAGUGGGGCUCGAUGCUACGUUGGGCUCUCGUGCUGGUGUCCCCCUGCCGCUACAGCUACCGCCACACAGCAACCACCACCACCAUCACCCGCACCACAACCUCCACCACAGCCAUCAUGCAAAUAGCAACAGCAGCAGCAGCAGCAGUAGUAGUCAUCAUGCCCACAGCACCUCCAAUCAUCACCAUCACCACCACCAUCAUCACCACCAGCAGCAGCAGCUGCAGCAGGCAGGCAUGCAGGGCAGUGCGAUGGGAAGUAGCGGAGGAUCGUCGGGGUCUUCACAGCCGGGAGGAAGCGGUGGCGGUGGAUACGAUGCCGAGUUUGCCCGCAUGGAGUCGUGGCUGGACGAGAAUCCCGAGUUCGUGCAGGAUUACUUCAUUCGUAAGGCGACCCGUAACAUGGUGGACGGAUGGCUCGUCUCACACGCAACGCCGGUGACCACGGCGGCCAACAGUGUGGACUCUCCGACACAUGGCACCAAUCAACCGAGCUCGUCACGCGGCGGCUCUGGCGCGACAACACCCGUCAGAAAAAUAUCCGCCCACGAGUUCGAACGGGGUGGGCUGCUAAAACCGAUCGUGAACACCAUCGACGGCACACCGACGUUCCUGAGCAUAAGCCCACAAAAUGAAUCCUCAGCGGCGGGCAGUGCCCAGUGCUGCCCGAACGGUGUCGCGUACUGUGGAGCCAACCUGCGACCACUUCGCCUAUCCCGCAACGAGCUCAAACAGCUCGAUGAACGGGAGCUCAUAUUCGAGCUGGUGAAGGACAUUUGCAACGAUCUCGACGUCCGCUCGCUGUGUCACAAAAUCCUGCAAAAUGUGUCAAUUCUGCUGAAUGCCGAUCGUGGCUCACUGUUCCUGGUGCAGGGCAAGAGUACCUGCGGUGGCGACAAUACCAAAAAAUGCUUAGUAUCGAAACUGUUCGAUGUGUGCUCUAACAGUACGCUCGAGGAGAUGGAACAGCAGGACGAGGUGAAGGUGGCCUGGGGCACCGGCAUCGCUGGACACGUUGCCGAAAGUGGUGAACCUGUAAAUAUACCGGAUGCUUACCAGGAUGAACGCUUCAACCGGGAAAUCGAUGUACAAACUGGCUACCGUACAAAGGCGCUGCUCUGCAUGCCAAUCAAGGAUGCGUCCGGGGACGUGGUUGGAGUCGCGCAAGUGAUAAACAAACAGGGUGAUCAGUGCUUCAGCACCGCGGACGAGAAGAUAUUCUCGUCCUACCUGCAGUUCUGCGGUAUCGGGCUUCGGAAUGCGCAGCUGUACGAAAAGUCACAGCUGGAGGUGAAACGCAACCAGGUGCUGCUCGAUCUCGCGCGAAUGAUCUUCGAGGAGCAAAGCACCAUCGAGCAUAUGGUCUUUCGCAUUCUGACCCACAUGCAGAGCUUAAUACAAUGCCAAAGAGUGCAGAUCCUACUGGUGCACGAAGCGUCCAAGGGUAGCUUUUCGCGAGUGUUCGACUUCGAAGCCAACGAUCUCAGCGGUGAGGACGGUGACGCUCGCACGAGCCCGUUCGAGUCCCGCUUUCCGAUCAACGUCGGAAUUACUGGCUACGUGGCAACAACUGGCGAGACUGUAAAUAUCUGCAACGCGUACGAGGACGAUCGGUUCGAUCCGAGUGUCGACGAAGGGCUCAACUUCCGCCACAAAACCAUUCUCUGUAUGGCGAUCAAGAAUUCAUUAAGUCAAAUUAUAGGUGUAAUACAGCUGAUCAAUAAGUUCGAUGAUCUUACUUUUACCAAAAACGAUGAGAACUUUGUCGAGGCGUUCGCAAUCUUCUGCGGAAUGGGCAUUCACAACACGCACAUGUACGAGAAGGCAAUCAUCGCCAUGGCAAAGCAGAGUGUCACACUGGAGGUGCUGAGCUAUCAUGCCUCUGCGACCAUCGAUGAUGCGUACCGGUUACGGCAACUGAAAGUGCCAUCGUCAGCGUUCUUCAAGCUGCACGACUUCAAGUUCGACGAUCUAACGCUGGACGACGACCACACGCUGAAGGCGUGCAUCCGAAUGUUUCUCGAUCUGGAUCUGGUCGAGCGGUUUCACAUCGAGUACGAGGUGCUGUGCCGGUGGUUGCUGAGCGUCAAGAAGAACUAUCGCAACGUGACGUACCACAACUGGCGGCACGCAUUUAACGUGACGCAGAUGAUGUUUGCCAUCCUCACGUCGACGCAGUGGUGGAAAAUCUUCGGGGAGAUUGAGUGCCUUGCGCUGAUCAUAGCGUGCCUGUGCCACGAUCUGGAUCACCGUGGGACCAACAAUUCGUUCCAGAUCAAGGCAUCGUCACCGCUGGCUCAGCUCUACUCGACGUCCACGAUGGAACACCACCACUUCGACCAGUGUCUGAUGAUCAUUAACAGUCCCGGCAACCAAAUACUGUCCAACAUGUCAUCGGAAGACUACAGCCGUGUGAUACGCGUACUGGAAGAUGCCAUCCUCUCCACCGAUCUGGCCGUUUAUUUCAGGAAACGUGGAGCGUUUUUGAAUUUAGUCGAACCGACCGUUGAAAUGAGUUCCUGGCAGGCGGAAGAACCGCGCUCGUUGCUGCGUGCGAUGAGCAUGACCGUCUGCGAUCUGUCCGCCAUCACGAAACCGUGGGAGAUAGAGAAGCGUGUCGCCGAUCUGGUCAGCUCGGAGUUCUUCGAGCAGGGUGAUAUGGAGCGGCAAGAGUUAAACAUCACACCGAUUGAUAUAAUGAACCGUGAGAAGGAGGAUCAAUUGCCACUGAUGCAGGUUGGCUUUAUUGAUUCCAUCUGUAUUCCCAUAUACGAGGCUUUUGCAACCUUAUCGGACAAGCUGACCCCACUGAUCGACGGUGUGCUGGAGAACAAAAAGCACUGGAUCGAAAUGGCCCAGAGUGCGAAAGAUGCGUACGCAAACAAUAAUAAUACGAGCGAAAACAAUAACAACAACAACAGUAAGGGCCACUGCACGGAGGACCACACGGAGGAACGCAGCCCGCCGGUCGGAUCGCCAGCAAGUAAUGGAACCACGCGUAAGCUUUCCCUUGAACCCGAUUGUACUGAUAGUGGUCACCACCACAGUAUAGGUAGCCACGAGCCCGCCACUAACAGUUGUAGCAUACAGGAGAAGAUCGUUGGCCGGUUGGGUGUCGAUCUCGCUUCGUCGCCACCGUACGCCGACAAACCAUCGUUUCUGGUGGUCGGCCAGAAGGGAAACGGAUGGGUGAACGGGGACAAGGUACGGCUCAUACGGCUGUCGUCAUCGGACGGUAAAACGAGUGAACUGUUGCUGGACGAUCAGCGGCCAGUGGACGAGGUGGACACACUGCUGGACUAGGCGCAUGGAGACCCCAAACAAAAAGGACCAAACGGUUUGAUGAAUGUGACUGAACACGGUGUCGGCUUUCUGGAGCGCAUCCUGUCGAGCAUAUCCGGCCCACCCUGUAGCCUUGCUUUCUCAUUACUUUUAAAGCCCCCGUUUUCGCACAACCCCUGCCUUGACCUGUCUCAACACAACGGGGAGGCUUUUCCUUCAAACGAUAUGUGUCACGAUGCAGUGGUUUGGUUUGGUUUCAAAUUCGCAUGGGAGGGGAGGUACGUUUUUGAGUGUAAAUAUUUUAGAUAAUUGUUUGUUACAUUGUUGCAAUGAGGGGCCCCAAAAUCCCUCCACAGUACACAGUACACCCCCUGUCUCGUCCCGCGUACAGUCUCCCGAUUUAUUAUGCCUGUGCACAAACUAUUUGUAAUUAUUCAGAUUAAUUGUAAAUGAUUAACGACCAGCCAGCAACCAAUUUCUAUGCAGUAGAGAUUUAUUUUUUAGUAAACCGUACAUUUAGAGGAAAAUGAUAAAAGGAUAGAAGGAGAAGAGGAAGAAAAAGCAAACAAACAAGGAACCAUAACUUCAGCACUAGUCAGCAGAAUAAUUAUUUAAUGUUAACACUUGCUUGAGAGCUCGGUGUAGAAGGAUCUCCCCGAAAAGCAGAAAGGGAAAUGCAAGAAAAUGAGUCCUGAUAGAGACAGAGAGAGUCCCAAAGUCGUCGAUGAUCUUGAGAAAACAAAAAAGGAAACAAUGUUGCACCGAUAUUCUUACUGCUAAGGAAAAACAAAAGAAGGAAAAACACAAAAUCCGGAAGGAGUAUUACUUGUUCUAUGGACCAUUAUCUUUAUGUACUUGUAUAUGAGAACAAACACCACCAUCUGUUAUAGCUGUUCUGCUUAUUCGAAUCGUGUACCGUGUAACAACGUGCUCACGCUGCUUCUUUGAGCCUCACUCCCUUGUUGGCAACUUUUUUGGACCGCUGUGGAUGAUGAUGUCCUGUUACAUAGCAUUUCAACAGCAACAGCACAGCACCAAUCAACCAAUUUUUGUAGCAAAUGGUAGUAAUUUAUUGUUAAAAGAACACUCUCACACACACAAACGUCCCAUAGCAAUCCCGGUAGUAGUAGUAGUGGUAGUCAAAAAUCAAACGAGACAGACGAGUGAAUCCCUUGUCCAGGUGAACGUGAUGUUGAUCGUAUAACGUUUCUUCGGUGUGUGUGUGUCAUCAAUCAAUGUGUGGGACCCCUAUACAUAUAUGAGUCGAUGUGUUGGUUGGUGUAUAUUUGUGCGUGUGUAUGAAAAUGUGUUUUGGUUUCCCUUCCCCCCGCCAAACAAUUUGCUCGAGAAAAUGCUCGUUUUAAAGAUUUAAAUAAUUUAUUCUUUUUUCUCUCACGGUUGCUACACUACCGAUUAAAGUUUCCCGAUACGCACAUACUUACACGUAAACAGUAAA